Fomitopsis serialis is the source of this 1214-nucleotide messenger RNA. RefSeq names its product WD40-repeat-containing domain protein. Gene Ontology annotation, molecular function: protein binding. The transcript is spliced from 6 exons. NCBI's taxonomy places the organism in Eukaryota, Fungi, Basidiomycota, Agaricomycetes, Polyporales, Fomitopsidaceae. The record is from RefSeq and is a predicted model, not a curated record. Bases 58 to 1086 code for a protein of 342 amino acids.
CCUUUUUGCGAUUAGCAUCACUGCCUCGAGGCGUCGACCCACUUGUCCUCUCCCAUCAUGAACCAGGCAGAUUCAGCAACGAAUUCAUACUCGGUAGACCCGGCAGAUGUCAUCCUAGAUGGACACCAGGGUAUGGUGAUAGCUGUCGCCUUCCAUCCUACCCUCGACUUGUUGGCGUCCGCCAGUGACGAUCGCACCAUCAAGAUAUGGCAGUACGACAUCGGCGCACUGCAACGGACUGUCCUGGGGCACAUAGGGUCCGUCAAUGACCUUGAUUUCAACAGCAAGGGUACUCUACUUGUGAGUUGCUCCUCGGACCGCACGAUCAGGAUAUGGGACGUCGGAAACGGGUGGGCGGACACGAACACAUUUGUGGGACACGAACAUACCGUGUCCUCAGUCCGCUUCAUGCCCGGCGAUCAGCAGAUCGUCAGCGGUAGCCGCGAUGGGACCGUCAGGAUAUGGGAUGUGGCGUCGGCGGCUGAGCUUCGCACCGUGAUAGCCAAUGCGGGGUGGAUCAGAUGUGUCCGCCCGUCCUAUGACGGCCAGGCCAUCUUGAGUUCAUCCGACCAGGUUGCUCGCUUGAGCGACGCGCGUACCGGACAGACGUUGGUGGAGUUUGUAGGGCACGACCUCGUCGUCGAGGCGGCUGCCUUCGCACCUGUGGCAGCCUACCCUGCCAUACGCGAACUCGCGGGCCAUAUCUCAGAGGCUGGUGGCCCGGAGCGACCGGGAAGGUACAUGGCCACCGCAUCGCGAGACAAGUGCAUCAAAAUCUGGGACUACCAGAGCGGGCAGGCCAUAGGGACCCUAGUGGGCCAUUGCUACUGGGUGCAGGCGCUCGUCUUCCACCCCAGUGGUAAAUAUUUGCUCUCUGCGUCGGACGACUAUACCAUCCGCGUGUGGGAGCUGAGGACGGGGCGCUGCGUGCGGACGGUCGAGGCGCACCCGCACUUCGUGUCGUGUUUGGCGUUGAACCCGAGGUCUGCGAGGUCUCGCAGCCUCGUCGCGUCGGGCGGCCCGGACAUGACCGUCAAGGUCUGGGACGAGGAGGCUUGGAUACAGGAGGCUUCGGCGAGGUUGUAGAGGCACCUCCAUACUGGGUCGACCCUUGAGCUUCUCGAUAAGUCGGUAGGUCUGUGUCAAACAUGAUGGAGGAAUGUAUUAGCAUAGCGACGUGUAUGGUAUGAUCUUAUAGCAGGUCUUCCGAGCAG